GCCAUUGAGAUGGUUGUUCCGAAGUCACUCUCGAUUUGACAUUGUUGAAAACUUUCUCCUUUCUGUCAGAAGACAUGUCAAAUAACAGCGCAAACAACAGCCUGGUGCUUUUGCAGAAAACCGUAAAGCAGCUGCGACUCGAAGCAGGCAUCCGCAGAAUUAAGGUUUCUCAAGCUGCAGCUGAUCUUAAAACAUUCUGUUUGCUAAAUGCCAAUAAGGACCCACUUCUUAUGGGGGUUCCAUCCAACGACAACCCCUUCCGACCCCCUAAAUCUUGUGCACUGUUCUGAGGGGUCAACAUAAAGAAUCUGGAGAAUCUUCUGAGCAUUCCUCUUUUGCAUGAGUUUUUUCACUACAACUUUGAAUUGUGCCCAAAAUCCUAUUACUUGGUGCGUUUCACAGCACAGCUGGAUCAUCACUACUUGUACACUACAGGUGUAUUUGCAAAAAAAAUUAUUUGAAGUCUCACACAUUUAAUAAUGUGAUUAAUGAAGAAAACCAUUCAAAGAUAUUGUUUAACAUAGAUACAUGUCCAAAAAUUAAAGCUCAUGGUAAUUCAACUAUAGGAGAAACAGGAGGAAAUUAGAGUGCUCAGUUCUGUUCUGCUGUUCUGUUAAAGGGACAGUUCACCCAAAAAUAAAAUUCUGUCUUCGUUUACCCACCCUCAAGUUGUUAGUGUUGAAAAUUGAAAGAUAUUUGGAAGAAUGCUUGUAACCAAACAGUUAUUGGCCAACAUUGACUACCAUGGUAGGAACAAUUGUUUUUUAAAUUAUUUUGUUCUGUUGAACACAAAAAAAAUAUUUUAAAGAAUGUAGGACAGCAAACAGUUCUGGGGCACUUUUGACUACCAUGACAUUUUUCCCACUAUGGUGUCAAUGGUGGCCAAGAACUGUUUGGUUAUAAGCAUUCUUUCAAAUAUCUUUCUCUGUGUUCACCGGAACAAAGAAAUUUCUAAAAAUUUGGAACAACUCGUGGGUGAAUAAAUGAUGACAGCAUUUUUAUUUUCGAGUGAACUGUCCCUUUAAAGUCUCAUUUUUUACAAACAUGUAUGAAGGACCAUUAGUAAAGUGACAGCUGAUAUGCAAAAUCUUUGACAGGUUAGCCAAGUCUAUUUGAAUAUCAUUACGCAGAAAAAAAGUGAACGAAGCAUGUUUGUUACAAUGUGGUGUUGUUUAUAAUGAAACACUGAAUCACAAUGUUUUUUUCACAAUGCAAUUGGGCUUAUACAUGGACUGUUGUUGCCAUGAAUUUGUUAUUAAUUAACAUGUUAUUAAGAUAUUUAAAUGUAUAAACCAGUUAGCUGUAUUGAAGGAAAAAUAUAUCUUGAAUCUCAGGUUAUUUUUGAUAAAGAUCAAUGCUGUCUUUCUGACAUAUAUAUUAACCUAUUCUGAAUAUUGUAUGAGGUACUACUUUCUCUAAAUGUAUUUUCUUUAGUCUGUAAGUGUUUCUGCAUCGUUUUGGAGUUUCUUAUGUUACACAUAACAGUGUUAACAAAACAGAAUUUGAAUUAUACCUGUGUUGGUUAAAGGGUGCUGCCUUUCUCUGUCUUCACUGUUUGAACUAGAACACCAAAUAAUAAUUCUAAGUGUACCAGCUGGUCUGUUUCUGCUUAUACUCUUUAACCGUGUGUGUUUAUUUCAUUUUAUAACUUUAUGAGUCGACCACUGGACAUUAAUGCAAAUCAUUCAUGCAAAUGUGUAUAACGCAGUGCUGCAUAGGUAACCUUUUCACCCUGUUUACCUCACGCAUGUCUUGGGUUUUGUUUUUGCAUGCUUACAGGACCAAUAUCUGCCUUUUUUGCAAAAAAAAAGCUCAAAUAUGACAACAGCAACUUACACCAACCUUGCAUUACAAUAUGCCAUAGUAACUAACAGUCAUCAAAAAAUGUUCAAACCAAGUCUAAUAUUAAUGUUACACAGAUUUAGAGUUAUAACAAUAAGCAACAACAAAAAAGUUGUAUUUUGCUGUGUUAUAAUGAUACAUUUUUGUAAUGGGUCACUACUUCAUAGCUGUUGUUCAUUGGUAAAUUCUGAACAUUGUAAUACACUACAAUACUUGCUCAGAUUUUCAGUCUGGACUUAUUGCAGAAAGUCUGUGCCAGUCUGCAGAUUUGAUCAGUCAUUGUGUUUCUAUCUGAAACUUUCAAAAAGUCUGCAAGUGUAUGAUGUCUAGUUUUUUUUUAUCUGUUCAGAGUCUUGCAGUGUAUUCCAGCCAUUAGGAGAGAUGCGUAUCCUGUUAUAUUUGUGCUGUGCCUGCCUUUCACAUGCAAUAAAACGUUUUCAAUCUCACACA
This is a messenger RNA of Triplophysa rosa, 2292 nucleotides long. RefSeq lists its product as uncharacterized. The record is from RefSeq and is a predicted model, not a curated record. The coding region runs from base 75 to 290 and encodes 71 amino acids. The transcript has 3 exons. Gene Ontology annotation, biological process: G protein-coupled receptor signaling pathway. Gene Ontology annotation, cellular component: heterotrimeric G-protein complex. NCBI's taxonomy places the organism in Eukaryota, Metazoa, Chordata, Actinopteri, Cypriniformes, Nemacheilidae. Gene Ontology annotation, molecular function: G-protein beta-subunit binding.